GUGAAAUUAAAUUAACAUGGAGAAGCUUUCAAGAACUUUAAGGAUUGCUUGCAUUCAGUUGAAAGUUGGAACUAAUAAGACUGAAAAUGUUGCGAGAGCACUUGAGAAAAUACGAGAAGCUAAAAUGAAAGGAGCUGAGUUAGUUAGCUUACCAGAAUGUUUUAAUUCUCCUUAUGGAACCAAAUUUUUUCAACAAUACGCAGAGGCAGUUCCGGAGGGCGAAACAUCAAAGUUCUUAUCAGAAAUCUCAAAGGAACUUGGCAUUUAUCUAAUCGCUGGAUCGAUUCCUGAAUCGAAGGAGAACAAACUUUACAAUACUUCGACGAUUUGGGAUCCUAAUGGAAAUCUUAUCGGAACAUAUCGAAAGAUGCAUUUAUUUGACAUUGAUAUACCAGGAGAGAUUACAUUCAAGGAAUCAGAUUCGUUAACUGCUGGAAACAGUUUCACAACUUUCGAUGUGAAAGAUUUUAAAAUUGGUGUUGGAAUUUGUUAUGACAUUCGAUUUGAAGAAUUUGCCAAGAUUUAUAGGAAGAAAGGUUGCAACUUAUUGGUUUAUCCUGGAGCUUUCAAUAUGAAAACGGGACCAUUGCAUUGGGAACUCUUAGCUAGAGCGAGAGCAAAUGAUAAUCAAUGCUACACAGCUUUGAUAUCUCCAGCUAGAGAUGUGAAUGCUGAUUACGUUGCUUGGGGUCAUACAAUGGUUGUUGAUCCGUGGGCCAAAGUUGUCGAAACUGUUGACAGUGAAGAAGGCCUCAUUGUUACUGAUUUAGAUCUUUCCCUUGUUGAUAAAGUUCGUGCUAACAUCCCUGUGUACAAUCAAAGACGAAGCGAGAUUUACGAUACAAUUGACAAGAAAUGAAUGGAAGUCAUUAAAAGGUUCAAGAAAAAAUAAAGAUUUACAAAUAUCGUAAUGAAAAAUAUAUUGAAAGUUAAAAAUUAAUUUGAUCUUCGUUUUAUUCUUAUUUUUUGUAUGAUUUGAAAUUUUAAAAGCUCACAGUUUACUAAAUUUUAAAUUUAAUUAAUUUAGGAAGCUACGAAACAAAGGAAAGCAUUCGAAGAAAUUUGCAAAAAGAAAAAAAAAGAGAAGUGUUUGAAGAACCUUCGUAACAUUUCUUUCAUAAUGUUUCAUACACUUUGAAAC
Molecule: messenger RNA, 1141 nt
Organism: Clunio marinus
Lineage: Eukaryota; Metazoa; Arthropoda; Insecta; Diptera; Chironomidae
Source: the annotation of a GenBank genome assembly